UAGUUCGUUACAAGAAUGCUUAAAACUUUCCCGCGGGACACCUGAUCGUGUACUGGAGGCUUCUUUUUAUCUGCUCGAAUUUUGCAGCUCACCUGUUUCCAAGCCGUGCCCUUCUUCUCAUUUUAUUUAUCGAUCGAGCAGGGGAAGGGUUCUCAAUUUGCUACCAUCAAACCUUCCUUGCAGCGAAAGUCCGCUAGCCCUGCACCGUUUCCACGCACAAGAUCGGGUUUUGUUGGUCUCAGGGGUAUUUUGGGUUUAAUUCGUCGCAGAAGCUUCGGAUUUUGAAUUGUUUUAUUUUUGCCGAGGCAACAAUUAGCGAGAGAAGCUGAGAAAAUGAGUUUCGUUUUUCGUGGAAGCAGAGGAGACAUUGAAACCGGAUUCCCAGGCUUUCUCCCCGAGAGGCGCGUCAUGAGGAUGCAACCAGGUGUUCGGCCUGCCAAUUCCAAUUCCAUGGUUUUUCUCAUCACCGUUAUUUUGUUGUUUUUGAUACUGAACUCACAUCAGAUGUCUCCAAAUUUCUUGCUUUGGUUGGUUUUGGGGAUUUUUCUAAUGGCUACUGCAUUAAGGAUGUAUGCAACCUGCCAGCAACUUCAAGCUCAGGCGCAUGCGAUGGCCGCCAGUGGCUUGCUUGGACAUACUGAAUUGCGGCUUCAUUUUCCUUCGUCUAUUGCUUUGUCUAAUAGAGGAAGGUUGGAGAGUCUUCGACUUCAAUUGUCUCUACUUGAUAGGGAUUUUGAUGAUUUAGAUUAUGAUGCUUUAAGAGCACUUGAUGCUGAUAGCCCUGAAAUUCCUUCUAUGAGUGAUGAAGAGAUCAACGCACUUCCCGUUCACAAGUAUAAGGGAAAAUCACGCCAAGGAUCCGCAUCUUCAAGACAUAGUUUUGUCAGCAUUGAUGGAACUUCACAGCAAAAAUCAUCAUCUUCUCUAGGAUCUUCUUCCGAGAAAAAGCAAGAAAACUCUAAGGCAGAUGGAACUAUGAGGAACUCAGACGACGAACUAACAUGCAGUGUAUGCUUGGAGCAAGUUGUUGCUGGAGAAUUGAUAAGAAGUUUACCCUGCUUGCAUCAGUUUCAUGCAAGCUGCAUAGAUCCAUGGCUGAGACAGCAAGGAACUUGCCCUGUCUGCAAGCACAGAGCUGGUGGUGUGGGGCACAACGGCAGCAGCGGCGGCACUGAUGCUGGUGAAAUGGAUGCUUCUUCUUUGGUUUAGUACCGUUGGAAAACUUACCGAGAACACACACUCCAUGAUUGCAGAAGAAUUGAUUCAAUAUUGUUAUUGGGUGCUCCAUGGAAGCAUGUUUUUGACCUCCACUGUAUAGUAGUUUACGCAUACUAUUUGAACUAUAGUGCUCCAUAGACGUGCUUGAACUAUACUGCUGCUUUUAUGCCCGGCCUUGCACAGUUUUAACCAAACGGUUUAUUGGAGCUUCAGUACUUUUUAUAUUUAUUUUGACUGAAAAAAAAUAAUAAAAA
Messenger RNA from Phalaenopsis equestris, 1472 nucleotides. RefSeq names its product E3 ubiquitin-protein ligase SDIR1. The transcript has 9 exons. Lineage: Eukaryota; Viridiplantae; Streptophyta; Magnoliopsida; Asparagales; Orchidaceae. The coding region runs from base 334 to 1209 and encodes 291 amino acids. The record is from RefSeq and is a predicted model, not a curated record.